AAUUAGACUUGAAGUACAAUUACAGGUUAAUUUCUAUUUUUCAGUUAAACUGAUAAAAAGGGCUUUUUUUCAACAUUGCAUCACAUCACACAAUGUCCCAGUUUCAUGUUAUAUCUGCUCAUUUUCUCUUUCAACCAUUUUCAUCUUCACUGAUUGUCAUAAUCUAACCACCUGUGGGUUGAGCACAGAGAAAGAUAUGAUUGGUUACUCACCACGACACCUGCACUGUCCUCAACUGGGUCUCAUUGCUGCCACACUCUGUGUCUCCUAUGGUGAAUACAUCUCCUGAUCCUAUCUUUGUCCUGCCAUCUUUGACUUAUAAAAGACUGGGAAUUAUCAGGUCUUGGUCCAUGUAUUGAUGACAUUACCAGCCAAAAAUUAGAUAAAGUUGUUUUAAUGAGUGAAAUAUCUGCCAGUGGACUAAUAAAAAGGUGCUUGUCAAGUUUCCUAACAAAGAAGUUAAAUUUCUCAGAAUAAAAAAAUCUUAUAAGUAAAUUUCUUCGUACACCAUUGGCAUGUUUUUUGACAAAUUAAAGGCAAUUCAGGUCUUAACUUUGGCUUGUCAUUUCUUGAAAAAAGCUAAUCAACUUUUCAACUCUUUUAAGACAUUGGCAACUAAAAUAUCAAUGCUGUAGACUCUGUUUUGUUGAGGGUAAUGCGUAAAGGGGUCAAAUUGCAACUGUAAGUAACAGCAUGUUUCCUGUUAAUCUUGCAUCUUCCUCUCCAAUGCAACUGUCUGCACAUGAGAAACCUCUCUACAGGAGACAGGAAGUUUCCUGUGCUUGCACAUGUUGCCACAUGAACAUAUGAGAGGCCUGAUAGGAGCCGGUAUCAACCAUGUCACUUCCUCUUGCUCUGCAGUGAGGAACAACCAUGCAACACAUUCCCUGCCAUAUAUAUAUCUGAAAUCAUGUGUGUGUGUGUGUGUGUGUGUGUGUGUGUGUGUGUGUGUGUGUGUGUGUGUGUGUGUGUGCUUUUUCUGGAUGGUUAGCCUUAUCUUCCCUUCCAUGCACAUUCACGAUGUAUGCUGCACCAGAUGGCCAGAGAACACAGAGCUGCUAAUGGCACCACUUGAUCAUGUCUUUGCUUUGCAAUAAAUCAGUAUAUUAACAACGUACAUAAAUGCCAUAUACAGAGCAUUUGAUUGAUCCCCAUGUGACGCAUAAAGACGUUUCAUAAAGGAGCAGAAACACUUAAAGGACAAUGUAGAUUUAGCCAUGCGUGCCUGAGUGUUAGUCCACAGAAGAGAUCUCACGGGCAUCAUCUGCAAUUUGAAUACAUUUACUUGAAUGUAAUUAGAAUGGCUUUACAUGUUUGCAUUUACAUACAUUUUCACUUUACAGAGGUGCAAUUAGUGAUGAACAUGUGGAAGAAUUAAUAGCCCUGAAUAAAUGACUGUAUGCUGAAACGGCUUUUAUUAUUAGUUUAUUGGGAACAAGUAGUUAUGAGUUUAAAUCCAUAGGAGAGCUGUAAAGUUGCAUGUCAGCCCCACGUAUAAUCAGACUCACCAGGACAGAGGUGGUGUGUUUCUAACGGUACAUUACUGCUCCCAUGUGGUGAAAAAGAAGACUGACUGCACUUCUGAGGCGUGACUUCAACCAAAACAAGAAGAGGAACAUACUUUCACCACAAAUAUGCACACACAACUUAUAUUGUUUGUUUGUUUUUAUUCUAUAUUUUAAGAUACUUAUUUAAGAUUUUUGCCUUACAUAAUUUUGAAUAAACUGAAUGGGAUUUUUUGUGGUAUGCACAAAAUUGUAAAAUAACGGUUUCUUUAAAAAAUAUAUAAGGCAUAGCAACUUUUCCCUAGGAUCACAGUUCUUCUUCAGCUAUUACCAGUCCAAAUGACAAGCAUGUUUUCUAUUAGAUCCACAUUUUACAUUGAACUUUGGCUCAUAGCUCAACUGUUUUAUUUUAUGUGUUUUUUUUUUUUUACUUUGCAGUGAUUUCCACAAUAACCUCGUCUGUUUUUAAUACAAAGCCACCUGAGGGUCAGAAAUAACAGCUAUCCAGAUUUCAGUUCCUUAAAUAACUGAAAAAAAUGACUGAACUCUUUCACGAUAUUCUAAUUUUUUUAGAUGCACCUGUUUGCUGACCGAAGGGAUACAAGACAUCAUCUAUAAACUGAACAGUUGCAUGUUGUAUAAGGAGAGAAUGGGCAUUACUCAGCUGAAAAGAAAGGGAAAAUAUAUAUUAUGACUGAUGAAAAAGCUUUAAAUAUGUGUUCAGUAGACAUUAUUAUAGACUUUGCAAGAAUAUAUGAUCAAGAUGUAAGAGCUGCUUUAUUUGCCUUAAAGUGAGAAAUUGGGUUGGUGAAAGUAAGGGUUAAAAAUGGGCUCUUAUCGAUGCAUUUAAGAGGACAAAAUUCACGCAUUGUACUUUUCUGUAUCAGUACAUUUAGAUCGUUCGUCUCCAUUAUUACUGAGAGUGAAAUCCUCUAAUAUUUUAUUCAUUUGAUAUUAAAUUGUCUAUGUUUUCUCUUGUUACACUGCUGCAGGCCCUCUGUGUUACUCAUUUAGUCUUGCCGUCAUCUGUGUCGGCAUGAGGAUUUCUGUUAGGGCAGCCAUGAGUGUGCAUGUGAAGUUGGAGAUCAGUUUGCAACAAGGGCUCUAUAUAUAGCUUGGAAGGGGAGUGGGUGACCCAGUCUGACUACAACUCACUCUCCCUCGGACCCUGACUCUCUUUCACCUGUCUACUGUUUAUUUUUUCUGUUUUUGUUUUCAGUUUCUGUUUGAAGAGGAUGUGAGGUGUAAGUACUUAAUCCCCAGUAUGUUCAUUUCUUUCUUUGUUUCCUACACAGUGACUUUUAUUUGUUUUGUACAUCUCAGCUCCCUCAUGACAACCUGAUAGGGCUCAGAGAGAAUGGCUUUGCCCCUUGGAAAUGGAGCUUUCAUCUGUGAUCUAUGAGACUACAGUGCUGUGAUAAGUAAAGUUGGAGUCAGGGAUGACCAUGUGCCAGUUGGAGGAGCCAGAGGCCAGACUAGGCCUGAACAGUCCUGACCUGCUGGUUAAAGAAGCUUUCCUGAUGGCCCAUGACUACAUAGACUAUGUAACCACUGGGGGGGCAGAUGGCACCUCGGGUCCUGCCCCCACAGCCUGCACCGCAGCCCUUCGCCACGCUGGGGACGAACUCCUCGCCCGCUUUCCCAUCUUCUUCAGGCGUUGGCCUCGUAUCUUCCAGGACGUGACGGAAGACUCGGCCUGCCCCAUGCUCACCAGCAUCCUGGACGAGCACUUCUUUCCUCAGGCUCCAGGGGGGCGUCGCAGGGAACUGGCCUGGAGUGCGGUGCUGUCUGUGUAUGUAUUGGCUGGACAGAUGGCGCUGCAUUGCCAUGAGAAGGGCAUGGUAGGGGUCCUGCCUCAACUGAAGGAGUGUGUGGGGGCCUAUGUGGAGAGGGUCAUCUGCCCUGACAUAAGAGAGAAGGGAGGAUGGGUGAGUGUUCACUGAUGAAAUCUACAUCUACAGAGGGACUUAAAUAAGCUGAUUCUACAUUAAAUACAUACACUGCUGUACUUUAUAAAGCAACAAAGUCAAACCCCUGCAACCGUAUUCAAGGGGGUUAAUAACGGGGAAAUUGACCGCAGUGAUUAAAUAUUUAGUGAUGCUGGGCUCCAUUAUUAGUGGAUUAAAUGGCUGCAAUAGGGCUUCUGCCAUUUUAGUAAAUACUAUUUAUCACGAUGCACUUCCCAGCUAGAUUUUCUGUAUUGUUGUAGGCCAAUUUUACCUCAUGUUUUGUUACUGCAGAUCCUAAAACUGCAAUUUGAAGACCACAGUUCUGGGACUACAUUUCUCAGAUCAUUGUUGUUAUGAUAGUUAGGGUUUAGGUAAGGCUGGGAGUUGUAUGUAGACUCUAAAAUUGGUUACAUUUCACCUUUACAGUGCAGUCCUACAUGCUCAAAUGCAAGAAGUGAUGCUGUAAACAACACUAACUGUCAACUUACUGUUGCUAAAGCUGCUACAAUGAUCUGUGUAUUGUCUUUAUCAAUAAUUUAAUAGGUUUUGAACAUUAAUUUCAAGUAGAUUAGAGUUCACACAGCAAUGAUUGUAAAAUGUAGCUCUUGUAGCGGCAAAAUCAUUUCAGUGUAACUGUAAAAUUCAGGUUUCUUAAGACUUACAACUGUACAAGUGUAACUUUCUUAGCGUGCUGAAGGAGAAAGGAUGAUCCUAGGAAAGUAAUAAAUUAAGAUUUUCAUCAUAUACCCAUCAGAGAUUGUAAACUACUUGUUUUUUUUCUGACAGAAAGGAUUUGUAUCACGCUUUGGGAAGAAGCAGGGUCUGGAGAGCCUGGUAAAGAAGGUCUGCUGUUUGACAUUGCUGGCAUUGGCUGUUAGCAUCCUCACCUACUGCAUAUGGAAGAGAAUGGUGUAGCCUAGUGGCCACAACUACAAAUUGACUGAGCUAAAAUGGCUGCAGAGGCACAGAGUGAAAGGUGAAACACUUAGCUCAAAGUGAAACAUGACUAUUUUCACAGCAGGUUGGUCAUAAUUUCUAAGUGUUUCUCAAAGAUUGCUUAAUCAGUAGUCAACCCAGAUUUUAUAGAAUAGCCAUGCAGCGAGUCUAACACCCUCCUUUCAAUAUAACCAAUUGGCUACUUGUUACUAUGCUAGGCACUGUGUAACAUGAUUUCAAGCUGAAGUAAAAUGUUUGUGUGUUUUUCAUAUCCAUUUGUGGCUCACACAAGUUACACAACUACACUUUAUUUACAGUGUAGAAAACAAAUAAAAGAUGUACUGUAUAAGCACAAUGUUUACCUCCUUUUCUUUUAAAAUGGCAUUUGUG
Xyrichtys novacula (pearly razorfish) is the source of this 4780-nucleotide messenger RNA. The record is from the annotation of a GenBank genome assembly. Lineage: Eukaryota; Metazoa; Chordata; Actinopteri; Labriformes; Labridae.